UCCACAAUCAACUGCUGUUUUCUAUAAACCUCAUCAAGUUAUUGGUUUUUUUGGGGUUUCGGUCUCAAUUUUCGAUUUCAAGUUUUCAACUUUCAAACUUUUGCUUUUUCCUCGCCUUUUUCUUUUCCGAGGCUAUCCCUCUGUCUCUCUUUAUCUCUCCACAAUGGAUUGUAUGCUGUGUCAAUGUAAUAUGUAGAAGGGGAGGAAGCACCUCGACGAGCAAAGAGCAAACCAGAAAUAAAGAGCCAAAUUUGAAGAAGAAAAAAAGGGGAGAAACAAAUCCAGGAAUCGUUUGGAAUAGUUACGAAUCGAUUUGGCAUUGAAUUGGAAUACCAGUAUGUUAUUGUCGCCGUCUUCUUCCUCUUCUUCUUCUGCUUCGAUUCAUCGUCGUCGCGGUGGGGGAUCUGUGUUACAGAGAAAAUCAGCUGUGUUUUCUUCUCGGAUUGGGGCUUUUCCGUCUCCAAGGCUUGUGAGGAAGGUUUCUCUCAGAUCUUUAUCACUGUCGUCAUCGUUCUCUUCAUCCGCCAGCGGUUUUCAUGGCCGUAGAUUUCUAGGUCUUCAAGGGGAACUUGAAAGCAACAGGAAAACUGGACCUUCUUCUUCCUCCUUUUCCAUUAAUUCACAGUUGAUCUCGGGAGUCAUUGGGAAAUCCCUGAAAUGGUGGGAGAAAGGGCUUCAACCCAACAUGAGAGAAGUAAAAGGGGCCCAAGAGCUUGUGGACUCCCUCCUGAACGCCGGAGACAAACUGGUGGUCGUCGAUUUCUUCUCUCCCGGCUGUGGAGGCUGCCGAGCCCUUCACCCCAAGAUUUGUCAAUUGGCAGAGAUGAACCCAGAUGUGCAGUUUCUGCAGGUGAACUAUGAGGAGCACAAAUCCAUGUGUUACACGCUUAACGUCCAUGUUCUACCCUUCUUCCGUUUCUAUAGAGGCGCUCAUGGUCGUCUUUGCAGCUUUAGCUGUACAAACGCCACAAUCAAGAAAUUCAAGGACGCGUUGGCAAAGCACAGCCCCGAUCGAUGCAGCCUGGCACCGAUAAAAGGGCUGGAGGAAAAAGAGCUGCUUGCUCUUGCCGCCAACAAAGACCUCUCCUUCACCUACACCCCAAAGCCCAAGCAACCGGACCUUCUUCCUGCCAGGGAAGAGGCAGUGACAGAGUCAGAGAGAGCACCGGUGCACGCUAUCCAUUUUGAGGCAGAGCAUCCAGUGCUGCUUCCUCUUCCAUCAAGGCGAAGUUCAACUGCAGCUCAAGAAACCCUGGUUGCAUCCGGAAGAUAGUCUCUUGAGUUAAGAGGAACUUUUUGUCGCCGGCAUCAUCUUCAUGCCAUGCCAUUCCGGCUUGUUGUACAGAUUUGGUUCAAGUUAGGUGUGUUGCCUGUAAAAAAUAUGUCAGGUGAGAGUGAACAAAAUUACAGUUUAAUGUCAAAUAUAUAAAUAUAUGUAUUUGCUUGCUUCCCCCAUUAAGAAGAUCGAAGGCCGGUGGAUUUAGUUUUUUGGGAUCCAAACCUUAGAGAUUCUGGGGGAGUGUGUAGGGAAAAACAAGUGGAUUGUAUCGUUUGGUUUUUUGGUUUCAGUUUGUGGGCAAGGCAGCUCGUCCUUCCUCUUCCAAGAAUUAUUAUGCAUACAUUACAUUACAUAUGACCGACCUGCGUUCUAAGUUGAAUAAGUGGUUGAGUGGCAUUAUUGAAGGUUGGUUGGUUUUC
Molecule: messenger RNA, 1698 nt
Organism: Diospyros lotus (date-plum)
Lineage: Eukaryota; Viridiplantae; Streptophyta; Magnoliopsida; Ericales; Ebenaceae
Product: thioredoxin-like 1-1, chloroplastic
Exons: 4
Coding region: 338-1273 (311 amino acids)
Biological process (GO): cell redox homeostasis
Source: RefSeq, a predicted model, not a curated record